UAAUUUCUUUAACAAAACAUAGAUAGAAACACAUAUAAAUAUGCCAAAUUAGAUGGCCUGUUUGCCACGCUAACUUAUCCAUCAAGCUAAGGUCAUUUCUGCAAACAUAUUACAGCAUUUUGAUGUUAGAGUUUAUCGGAAACAGUCUCUCUACAUGUGCAAGAUAGGGGUAAGGUCUACGCACACGCUACCCUCCGUCCGUAGACCCCACUUGUGGGAUUACACUAGAGGAAAGUGCAGUGAGCAAGGAAACCUUUAGGAGAACUCCAUGAAGAAAUAUCACUAUAUACUACCUUUUCUAUUUAUUGGCUUUGUUGUGUCACCGAUCUUACUUGUGAGCAAUCGUAAGCCGGAGGAGAUUAGCUUCCAAGAGUUCAGAAACAAGCUACUUGAACCGGGCCAUGUUGAUCGAAUUGUUGUUGCUGACAAAGAUGUAGCCAAAGUUUAUGUAAGGAGCUCCUUACCUUUUAACAAUCAAACUGGUGAUGACACAGUUCAAGGUCCUACAAGUGAUAGAAGAAAUAUGAGCCACUAUAAGUACUAUUUUUACAUUGGGAGUGUUGAUUCAUUUGAGGAGAAUCUCAAGGAAGCACAAGAAGACUUGAGAAUAGACCGUCACAAUUAUGUCCCUGUUGUAUAUGCCGAUGAGUUGGAUUGGUCUCAAGUAAUGCUGAAGUUUGCAUCAGUAUUCAAUCUAGCUAUCAUUUGUUAUAUGGGAUGGAGACUGCAGGGUGGAAAAGGUGGUUUUGGAAUAUUUAGCUUUGGUAAAGCGCAUUUCAUGAAGAUGGACAAAAAUUCAAAGAAUAAGGUCUAUUUCAAGGAUGUGGCUGGAUGCGACGAGGCCAAGCAAGAAAUCAUGGAGUUUGUUCACUUCCUGAAGAAUCCCAAGAAAUAUGAGGAGUUAGGAGCCAAAAUUCCUAAGGGUGCUCUUCUAGUGGGUCCUCCUGGGACUGGAAAGACACUCCUAGCUAAAGCUACUGCAGGAGAGUCUGGUGUACCUUUUCUCUCUAUUUCCGGGUCAGAAUUUAUGCAGAUGUUUGUUGGUGUUGGGCCAGCCAGAGUUAGGAGCUUAUUUCGGGAGGCAAGACGAUGUGCACCUAGUAUAAUUUUCAUCGACGAGAUUGAUGCAAUAGGUGGUGAAAGAGGGAGGGGACGCUAUUCUCGAGGCGAGGAACGUGAAAAUACUUUAAAUCAACUGCUUGUAGAAAUGGAUGGAUUCGCAACCACAUCUGGUGUAGUUGUACUUGCUGGAACAAAUAGACUUGAUAUAUUAGACAAAGCCUUGUUAAGGCCUGGUCGAUUUGACCGCCAGAUAACCAUUGACAAACCAGACAUAAAAGGUCGUGAACAGAUUUUCAAAAUCUAUUUGAACAAGUUGAAAAUUGAUCAAGAGGCAGCAUUCUAUUCAGAGAGGCUUUCUGCUCUAACACCGGGAUUUGCUGGAGCAGACAUUGCAAAUGUUUGUAAUGAAGCUGCUUUGGUUGCUGCGAGGAGUGAGAGUACCAAAAUCAAAAUGCAACAUUUUGAGGCGGCAAUAGACAGGGUGAUUGGUGGUCUGGAGAAGAAGAACAAGGUCAUAAGCAAGCUGGAAAGGAGGACAAUUGCCUAUCAUGAAUCUGGCCAUGCUGUUGCUGGUUGGUUCUUGGAACAUGCAGAACCAUUACUUAAAGUGACAAUUAUUCCUCGUGGUACAGCAGCACUAGGAUUUGCUCAAUAUGUUCACAAUGAAAAUCUUUUAAUGACCAAGGAGCAGCUAUUUGAUAUGACAUGUAUGGCUCUUGGUGGCCGAGCUGCUGAGCAGGUUUUGAUUGGAAAAAUCUCAACCGGAGCUCAAAAUGAUUUGGAGAAAGUGACCAAGAUGACAUACGCCCAGGUAGCAGUCUACGGUUUCAGUGACAAAGUUGGUCUUCUUUCUUUUCCUCAAAGAGAAGAUACAUCUGAGACAUCAAAGCCCUACAGUAGCAAGACUGCAGCACUUAUUGAUGAUGAAGUUAGAGAAUGGGUAGCCAAGGCAUAUGAUCAUACUCUACAGCUUAUAGAGGAACACAGAGAACAUGUAGCUCACAUUGCAGAAUUGCUACUUGAAAAGGAGGUCCUUCAUCAAGAAGAUCUUGUCCAGGUAUUGGGUGAACGCCCGUUUGAGAGUAGUGAGCCCGCAAACUAUUACAGGUUCAAGCAAGGAUUCAAAGAAGAGAACGAAGAAACUAAAGAUAUCCCUAUGGAAUCAGAGGUUAUCCCAGUCAGUGCUGUCAAAGGCGAAAAAGCGCAAGAAAAGAUAGAAAAAGGCACGAGGUACGUUGGGGCUUUAAGCGUAAAGCGGAAAUGUGCAAUUAAAGGAUGGGUUCUAGUAAAGAAAGGUACAAUGAAGAAGAAAAUUAUAUGAACAAAAUAAUAGAAAAAACUACAACCAAAUGUAAUACUAUAUGAAGUAAAAAGCAGAUAUAGGAAUAGUUAUAUCUUGUAAAUUUUUGCGAUGGUCUUUUAAUUUUUGCGGUUUGAUUAUUGUGUCA
Lycium barbarum (goji berry) is the source of this 2510-nucleotide messenger RNA. Its product is annotated as ATP-dependent zinc metalloprotease FTSH 8, mitochondrial-like. Bases 269 to 2383 code for a protein of 704 amino acids. The record is from RefSeq and is a predicted model, not a curated record. NCBI's taxonomy places the organism in Eukaryota, Viridiplantae, Streptophyta, Magnoliopsida, Solanales, Solanaceae. Gene Ontology annotation, biological process: mitochondrial protein processing; protein-containing complex assembly. Gene Ontology annotation, molecular function: zinc ion binding; ATP binding; ATP-dependent peptidase activity. The transcript is spliced from 7 exons. Gene Ontology annotation, cellular component: chloroplast thylakoid membrane; m-AAA complex.